Molecule: messenger RNA, 2971 nt
Organism: Nerophis lumbriciformis (worm pipefish)
Lineage: Eukaryota; Metazoa; Chordata; Actinopteri; Syngnathiformes; Syngnathidae
Source: RefSeq, a predicted model, not a curated record
UUGACCCCACACUGUCACUGUUUGACCUUUGGACUUCCUCACAAACCGUGCACAUUUGUUGGGAAGCUCAACAUGGACACAAACAUUCAAUCUUGUUAGCCAGUGAAAAGCAUGUGCUCAACAAACAAAUUGUUACCUGUCACUCACCAUGGCUCUGAACUAUUGACCAAAAGAGUCAGGGUGGGGUUGAGGGCUUUAUAUAGGUGACCACACCUGCAUUCACUAAUUAGGCCAAAUUUGGGUCGAACCAUGAUCUUCAAAUGCUGGGUGUUACAGAAGGACACUGGACAUUUAAAAGUUGUGUUGUCUAAGCCUGAAUAUACUGUGUACGAAAAUGACUGCUCUACACAUGCAAAAGUACCAUGUGAAUACUUUUUAGACAUGUGAUGGUUAUUUAUGGUGAAAUUUACAGAAUAACUGUUUUCUUAAUUUCCCCUGUCAAAUUGGUCCCAGCUAGUGGGCGGGGCUAAGGGCUAUUUAAGUUGGAAAAUGCCGUUUUUCUGACAGUCUGCUGUCGGUCACUGCCAGAGGAGGUUCUCUGUCCUGAGUAGGAGUUUCGGUCUCCAUGCAUCAAACAUCUACUAAGAUUGUGGGUGCUUUGUUUUUUCUGUCGUUGUUCACCUUUUGACACUUUUUGGGAUUUCAAUAAAUGUUUGUAAACUCUCACCAACUGCGUGCCUUGCCAUCCUUGAUUUGAAAGUCUGGUUUGCAAAGGUUACAUUACCUUCACCCGAGCCUGGGUGUGACAUAUGGUGGCAGUGGUGGGAUGGCAAGCCGCAGAGUUUACAAACAUUUAUCUGGCAGAGGGCAGGCCAGAACUGGUUUGAGAUCCCAAGUGUCGGAGGUGGCAAUGACAGAGGAGACUGAUGAGAUGGCUGGUCGAGGGGCCACGGCGAUGAGGCUGGACCGGACGACUAUGGCUGAGGAGCAUGAAGUUGGAUGGAACACCGAGGAGUCCGAAGAAGACGUCAAAGGUUUUGAGAACUCUGGGGCUAGGCGUAAGCAGCAUAGGAAGGGGUCUAGGAAGGCUAGGUGGUCUGCUGAGCCACCAAGGACUGAAAGAGUGUUAAGUGAACCUACCCUGGUUAAUAUGUUCCAAGACUUUUUGAUUGGACAGCAACGUAGGGAAGCUGUCCUAGUUCGUGAACUCCAGGAGUUAAAAACUGUCUGUACAAGACCUAGCCUAGAUCACUCACUCACUAACCAAAAUGCUAACCGUACUCCUGACGAUAGUUGUGAGCAGUCGCCCAAACCCAAACCCAGAACUCGCCCACAUCCAAAUCUUAGUCCUCAAGCGUCGCCGUCCAGAGAUUCCUCGCCACCUGACCAUCAUCUCCGACAAGGCCCAAAGAUGCUCCCUUUCCAGCAGGGUGAGGACAUCGAAAACUUUCUUGUCCGCUUCGAGCGCAUCGCUCGCACCUGGGGCUGGCAUCAGUCUGACUGGGCCUGCCGACUCGUUCCACUCUUGACCGGUAAAGCUCUGGAUGCCUAUUCUGCGAUGGAGGAAGAUGCUUCCAACGUCUAUGCUGACCUAAAAGAAGCCCUCCUUGCUAAGUUUGAUAUCUCUCCUGAGACUUAUAGGCUCCAGUUCCGGUCAACCUACAUUCCCCCUGGUGAAUCUCCCAAGGAGACUUACAACAGACUCAAAGGUCUCUACAGAAGAUGGAUCAAGCCGGAGCAGCGUUCCAAAGAAGACAUCGCAGAGCUUUUCAUCCUGGAGCAAAUGAUUCGCUUGCUGCCCAACGAAAUGAAGACUUGGGUCAAGGAACACGAGCCAGAAGACGGACUUACUGCUGCUAAACUUGCAGGUCAGUACUUGAAUGCUCGUAAAGGACUCCGAAUGCCAAGGCAGCAGAACAACCGUGUAGCAGCUCAAGGUGCAGCCGACCUGUCACACCAAAGAGGUGUGCAGAAAGCAGGUGGUUACAGCACCUCAGGGGACAACAGACCGCUCCCGAGACAGAGUCCAGUGAAGGAUCUCAUCUGCUACCACUGCCAACAGCCGGGGCACCGAGCCCCAGUCUGCCCCUUGAAAGGUCCAAAGCUGUCCAGCUUCUGUCAUGUUCCCCAUCCAUCUGUGUCAGCUUCAGUCAUGGCACCUGCUCUUGCACCCAAUCCUGAACCUGAGGCCAAACCUAACACUGAGCCUAUCAUGAUGCCAGCUUGUGUUAAUGGCCGUCCAGUGCAAGCACUGUUGGACACAGGUAGCUCCAUGACACUGUUGAACCAUUCUUUUGUGUCACUUGGUAAUCUUGACUAUCAGCAUGCCACAGCCAUUCAAUGUGUCCAUGGUGAUCAAAAAAUAUAUCCCGUGGCUGAUGUGACCAUCAUCAUCGAUGACCAGGCUUUCUUGCUCCGUGUGGGGGUUCUUGAUCACAUGCCCCAUGACAUGAUCUUGGGCAGAGACUUGCCUAUUCUGCAUGAUCUUGUUCAUCAGACACACAAGCAGAAAGUGAAAUCCAGUUUUAUUCCAGCCAUUCAAGAGGCUUAUCCAGUACGCACCCGUGCCCAGACAGCCAAGCUAGGGCUGGAGCCUCUUCCUGACUUGGACCCUUCUCUAUGCCAGGGUGGUCAGAAGGGCCCCCCCAAAAGUAAGAGCCAGCGCCGCCUGGAGAAAAUCCAAGGUACUCCACUGUUGGGUGAUGUGUCAAGCUUGAAACCUGAUGAAGAGUGGCAGGUACCUGAAGACAUCCGAGAGCUACAGAGAGCUGACGUCUCACUGGCUCCCCUGCUGGCUAAGAUGAAAGAUGCAAACAUCCCCUUGCAGCCAAACCAGGGUGAAAAGUAUGUCCUGGAGGAUGGAGUCCUGUAUGUAGCAGAUCAGCCAGAGAAUCGCUUGGUGGUCCCUACCUGCUGUAGGCCCCUUGUACUGCAUCUUGCUCAUUCCAUACCUUGGGCUGGUCAUCUUGGGCAAGACAAGACUCUUGUUCGAGUCAAAGCUCUGCCAGAAGACUUCUCCGAGACGACCUGA